Hirundo rustica (Barn swallow) is the source of this 903-nucleotide messenger RNA. It is a transcript of the gene METTL5, whose product is annotated as methyltransferase 5, N6-adenosine. The record is from RefSeq and is a predicted model, not a curated record. The coding region runs from base 203 to 847 and encodes 214 amino acids. Gene Ontology annotation, biological process: rRNA methylation. Gene Ontology annotation, molecular function: rRNA (adenine-N6-)-methyltransferase activity; nucleic acid binding. NCBI's taxonomy places the organism in Eukaryota, Metazoa, Chordata, Aves, Passeriformes, Hirundinidae. The transcript is spliced from 8 exons.
UGGGCGGCGGGCGGGCCCCGGCGGUAGAAGCGGAGCCCGGGGCCUGAGCUGCGGGAGCCGGUGAGGAGAGCGGCUGCCGCCGCCCGGGCCCGCGCUCCUUCCCCAGCAUCCGUGCGCCGCCAGCUGCGUCCCGGGAAACGGCAGCGUGAAAACACCGGGGAGGUGCUGAACAGUACCGGGGGAUUUUAAUGUAACCAAAAGCAUGAAGAAAUUAAAGCUUAAAGAACUGGAAAGCUGCCUUCAACAAGUUGAUACCUUUGAAAGUCCAAAACUACUCCUUGAACAGUAUCCAACAAGACCUCAUAUUGCAGCAUGUAUGCUUUAUACAAUACACAAUACUUUUGAUGAUAUUGAAAACAAAACAGUUGCAGAUUUAGGAUGUGGUUGUGGCAUGCUCAGCAUUGGAAGUGCAAUGUUAGGAGCAGGAUUCUGUGUGGGGUUUGACAUAGAUGCAGAUGCACUGGAAAUAUUUAAUAGCAAUACUGAAGACUUUGAGCUCACAAAUAUCAACAUGGUUCAGUGUGACGUCUGUUCUUUAUCUGACAGCAUGUCAGAUACUUUUGACACAGUUAUUAUGAACCCUCCAUUCGGUACCAAGCAUAACAAAGGAAUUGAUAUGAUUUUCCUGAAAACUGCUCUACAAAUGGCAAAAACAGCUGUAUAUUCCCUUCACAAAACUUCAACACGGCAGCACAUUCAAAAGAAAGCAGCAGAAUGGGAAGUGAAGAUGGAAGUCUUAGCAGAACUUAGGUUUGACUUACCAGCCUCAUACAAGUUCCAUAAGAAGAAAUCAGUUGACAUUGAAGUGGAUUUCAUUAGAUUUUCUGCCACAAAAGUCCUGAACUGAAGCAUGUCCUUAAAACCUAUUGAAAAUGGAACAAUAAAACCACUAUUUUUUUUAAA